Messenger RNA from Sitodiplosis mosellana (orange wheat blossom midge), 936 nucleotides. Its product is annotated as procathepsin L-like. Gene Ontology annotation, cellular component: lysosome. Gene Ontology annotation, molecular function: cysteine-type endopeptidase activity. The record is from RefSeq and is a predicted model, not a curated record. Lineage: Eukaryota; Metazoa; Arthropoda; Insecta; Diptera; Cecidomyiidae. The transcript has 3 exons. The coding region runs from base 1 to 936 and encodes 311 amino acids.
AUGGCGAAAUUAUUGAUAUUUUUCUUUGCUUUGGUAAUUGUGAUCAAAACCACAAACGCAAAUGGAGACGAUAUCAUAGAAGAAGAACAAUUGAAAAUUGUCCAAAAGCAUAACGCUGAUUUUGAGAAAGGAAAGACUUCAUUCAAAAUGAAGGUGAAUGUCGCAGCCAGAAAACUCUUAGCUCUGACAUCCAAAUCUAAGAAUAUAAUGAACGAAUUCAGAUCUUUGGCAAAGAACAUCAAACAAUGUGUACCAAAUGGAUUGGAAGAAGUACCCGCAUCCUUUGACUGGAGAAAGCGUGGUGCUGUAACAGAAGUGGGAACCCAAGGGAACUGUUCAUCAUGCUGGGCAUUCGCUAUCACGGGGGCAUUGGAAGCCUUUUAUAAAAUUAAAACUGGAAAUUUGGUACGACUAUCGCAACAAUUCCUAGUCGAUUGUUCCGACUAUAGUGAAAAAUCAGCAAAAGUAGAAGACAAAUGUCAAACAGGCAAUAAUCCAGUACGGGGAUUGAAGUACGUACAAAAAAAUGGCAUAUGUAAAACGGACAGUUAUAGAUAUACUGCCAAGAGCGGUAGAUGCAACGAAAGCGUAGAACGCAAAAAAUUGCAUCCAAUUAACGAUAUUAGAAGAGUUGUUAAAAAUGAAGAAGCAUUAAAAGAAGUACUAUAUUUGAAUGGACCAUUGAUUGCUGGCAUAAAUGCUCCUGAACGAUCGUUCGAGUUGUACAAAGAAGGUGUAUAUUACGAUGAGAAAUGCGGGAACGGGAAUUUGCAUUCAGUACUCAUCGUUGGAUAUGGCCGUGAUGAGAAGUACGGAGAUUAUUGGAUAGUAAAAAACAGUUGGGGCACAAGUUGGGGCGAAGAUGGGUAUAUGAGAUUAGCUCGAAACAGGGACGACCACUGUGGUAUUGCAGAUGAUGUUCUCUUUGUUAUGUGA